This is a messenger RNA of Sphaerulina musiva SO2202, 1704 nucleotides long. RefSeq names its product t-SNARE. Bases 434 to 1510 code for a protein of 358 amino acids. The transcript has a single exon. NCBI's taxonomy places the organism in Eukaryota, Fungi, Ascomycota, Dothideomycetes, Mycosphaerellales, Mycosphaerellaceae. Gene Ontology annotation, molecular function: SNAP receptor activity; SNARE binding. Gene Ontology annotation, biological process: endoplasmic reticulum to Golgi vesicle-mediated transport; intracellular protein transport; vesicle fusion. The record is from RefSeq and is a predicted model, not a curated record. Gene Ontology annotation, cellular component: SNARE complex; endomembrane system; Golgi membrane.
UCGCUGCGUCGCGCAGGACUAAGGUUCUGUAGGAACGCGUGGUUCUCUUUGUCCGCCGCAGACUACAACGACAUGGUGUACUCCCGCCCAUCCAUCCUCCCUUGCUAGCGCUCUGCUAUUCUUAGCCACUCUGGCCUUACACACUGUGAAUUACGUUGUACUGUGCUGAACAGUGAACAGUCUGUCAGUCUGUGCUACCAGGUACUCCUGUACCAGCUACAUGUACCUAUACUGCCGGAUAAAUCAUAAAAGACUGCCGGUGCUGGACCUGCCACCAUUACGUUACCGUUGUUACGCGACUCCACGAUUUGUUUGAUUCGCCAGGAUCUUUGCCCUAAGCGGCUGUCUGGAACUCUGGAGUCUGGGUCUGUUCGCGUCCCUUCCACCUACCUCCUUCGCAACACGCAUACCAUAACGACCCUCGCGACAGACAAUGCUCACCAUGUCCUCUCACGCCUCGAUUCAGGACCGGACGCCCGAGUUCCGCUCUAUCCUCCAACAGGCCCAAAAAUCUCUCGCGCGCCAAAGAAAGCAGCCUCUCGGCGCACAAUCGCAACCACUGAUACCCCAGCAAAAUGGCACUGCAACCCCUCCCACGAGAGCGCAACGCAGCGAAUUUGCGCGGAAUGCGGCGGGCAUUGGACGAGGCAUCUCUGCGACAAUGGGGAAAUUGCAGCGGCUGGGUGAACUGGCGAAACGAAAAACCCUCUUCGACGACCGACCUGUGGAGAUUGCCGAACUCACCUACGUGAUCAAACAGGAUCUGGCAGGUCUGAACCAACAGAUUGGGAACUUGCAACAACUACAACGAGCGCAAAAUGGACAGAGUGGUAGCGUACAGCAAGAAGGCGAACACAACAAGAAUGUCGUCAUGCUGCUACAAGGCAGACUAGCAGAUGUAGGAGUCAACUUCAAAGAGGUCCUCGAAGUGCGCACAAAGAACAUCCAAGCAAGUCGAAGCCGACAGGAGAACUUUGUGGGAGAAGUUGGAAGAUCUAGUGCGGCACAAGAGAGGCUAGAACCCGGGAGGUCGGAUUCACCCCUAUAUCAAACACCGAGCAGAGGGAGAAGUCCCAAACCUGGACAGACUGGGUCGGCGCAUCUCAAUCAAGGGCAGGAUUUACUCUCACUGGAGCCCGCCGGUGGAGGGGCCCUCUACUCCGGCACGGGUGCCCCUAUUCAAGCCUCCCAGCAGCAGCUACAACUCAUGGAAGAAGGCUCCUCGUCCAACUCCUACAUCCAGCAGAGAGGGGAGGCUAUUGAAGCAAUCGAAAGGACCAUCAAUGAACUUGGUGGAAUUUUUGGACAACUCGCACAAAUGGUCUCGGAGCAAGCAGAACAAAUUCAGAGAAUCGACGCCAAUACCGACGAUGUGGUGGAUAAUGUCGAAGGUGCACAAAGGGAACUGAUGAAGUAUUGGAGUCGUGUACAAGGGAAUCGAUGGCUGAUUGCGAAGAUGUUUGGUGUUCUCAUGAUAUUCUUCCUCCUUUGGGUGCUGAUCGCUGGGUGAUUCCAGAAAAGAGUAUCUGGAUAGCCCCGCGGCUGAAAAACUUGGGCGAUAUAGAGAUCGAGACCGUCUUCUCUUCUUGGACAUGCUUCUUUGGAAAUGGUGUUUAGCCAGAUACAAAUGUGAAGGUUCCCGCGAACUUGUAUUAGAAGAAAAUUGCUUCGUUACCUUACCUUAGCUUAAUAUGUAUGUAUGAG